Molecule: messenger RNA, 273 nt
Organism: Danaus chrysippus (African queen)
Lineage: Eukaryota; Metazoa; Arthropoda; Insecta; Lepidoptera; Nymphalidae
Source: the annotation of a GenBank genome assembly
AUGGGUGCUGACGGUGGCGGGAUCCGCUUCCCGAUCAGCACCUUCAGCUCAGCCAUCAACGUCUGCACCAUACGGACACGACUCUUCACGACAGCUCGAUGUAAACUAGUGCCGAAUAUCCGUCAAUCAUCGGCCAGCCAAGAUGCAUUGGCUCGUAGUUUUCAUCGGUUGCUGACGUCACAGCUGCCAACACGUGAUGCCAGGAGUACCAUCGAAGCGGGCGUGCGUAUUGACCGCGUGCGGGUGCAUCACUGCUCGCCCAAACCGACAUAG